GGAGAAAUACUGCAACCUGGAAUACCAUGCCUAGCAUUUAAAGUUCUGAAGAGCUUUGACGGAAUUAGAAAGAGCAAUGGGAAAUACUAUGAAAACGUCAAGAGCCUCAGGAGAAACAAGUGUGUCGAGUCAAAUGGGUCAGGAGAGUGAUUUCCUUGCUGUCCUCUAUGAUUAUCCCUCAGCAGACAUAAGCCAACCUAUAUUUCAUGUAGGAGAAAAACUACGUGUGCUAUCAGAUGAAGGAGGCUGGUGGAGAGUCCAUUCCCUCACAACAGGGAGAGAAAAUUAUAUUCCAGGAAAAUACGUAGCAAAAGUUUACCAUGGCUGGUUGUUUGAAGGAUUGGGAAGAGAAAAAGCAGAGGAACUUCUACAGCUUCCCAACACCAAAGUCGGCUCCUUCAUGAUCAGAGAGAGUGAAACUAGGAAAGGAUUAUAUUCGUUGUCAGUGCGGCACAGGCAAGUGAAACAUUACAGGAUCUUCCGCCUUCCAAAUAACUGGUAUUACAUCUCUCCACGGCAAACCUUCCAGUGCCUUGAAGACCUUGUGAAUCACUACUCAGAAGUUGCUGAUGGUCUCUGCUGUGUCCUUACAACACCUUGUCUCACCCAGUGCACUAACAACAACGGAGUUAUGAGCCAAGUUCCUCCUGUGGUGAUGCGGAACAAAAACUUCAACUGGAGAAGCAUACACAGGCUGGAGAUGACCGAAGAUACCGAGAGCACGCUGGCAGCACUAGAUGAUUCUUGUCUCAGCUAUGGCCUAAGGGAAAGUAUCGCUUCCUACCUCUCCUUAGCAGGGGAUGACAGCUCUUCUUUUGCAAGUGCCAGAAACAAGAAAACCCAGUCUCUUAUAUACACAGGAAGCAAACGUAAGAGUACUUUUCACUUGCCACCUACAUACUAUGAAGAUUGAACCUAAAAAAAAAAAAAAGAAAAGAAAAGAAAAGAAAAAAAAGAACUGAAGGGCUAGAAAAAACUCAGAGCAUCCUGUGGUCCUACAGUCCUUGACAGCUGAGACACAAGCAUACCAGCUGAAGAUCAAAUGCUGGCUGCGCUUAUGCAUUUCCUCUUCUGAAUGUUGACCAGAGACCUUUUUUAGGGUCAUCUCAGCCAAAUAUAGGCUGGAAAUGAACCCAGUGCACCUGAAAUUAGAACCUGUUUGCAAGCAAGAUGAACAGAGACUCUUAGAAAAGAGAAAAUGAAGCUAGGACUCUUCAGUAAGGAUGAUGUCCACCACUGUACACAGGCGACCGUAUCAGGAAGGACUAGCUAGAACUUAAAACCUUAAAUUAAGUUUUACUCUGGUAUUAUCCACAGGACUGAAUACCACCAUCACAGCAGCUCCUCACACUGAGAAGUGGAGUUUCUUUAUUCUCAAUACAGAAUCAUUUUCUGAUGCAGUACCAUUGAAAAUGAAAGUUCUCGAUAAACCCAAGAAAAUAUUUAAUAUCUGACAACCAAGCAAGAUCUCAUGAUAUCAAGUCUAUAUUGCCAUUUUUAUCUUCUUGGGGGGAGAAGGGGAAAUAAAAUAAAAUCACUGUUUUUUCAAGUGACUUGUAAUUGUGCUGCUGGUAGUGGCCAGCUGUAUUGAAGAGGUCCAAAACCUACUAACGGGCUUAACUCACUGAGAAGAGUGUUUAGCUGUGAGGCAAGAGUACUGCCAUUUCCAAGGGCAGAACUCUGCUGUUCAUAGUCUAGCAGUUAUCCAGAGAACAGAAGGCUUUUUUUAAGGGAAAUGUAAAAAGUGGUAAUAUCAUGCCUAACUGCCAAGGUGCAAUCUUUUAUGUGUAGAAGAUCAGAUUUUAAUCUCACCUCCUGAAGACACACAAUAUUUAUGUGUAAUAUUUAUAUUAAUAUCAGCUUUUUUAAUAACUAAACUAUAGAGUAAAUUAGCAACAGUGGAUAUUAGAGUUUUCUGCAUUUCUUGUCUGAAACGAGUUAUGUCAAAUAGCAACAAGACGUUUCACUAAAUUGCUUUAAUGAUUUGAAAAUUGAUUGCCUUAAGUUUCACAGAUCAGAGCAUUUUUGAUAUGUCUGUAUCACUCACCAAUCUAUAAAGAAGCAGAUAGCAUGGUGCUUUGAACUCGAUUUGCAAUUGCUUUCUAAAUCAAGUAGUCACUCACAUCCAGGAGUGUAAAAUGCUGCAGAAUAUGUACCUGAAUGGAGAUCUUUUUGAUCCAAAAAAAGGUUUGCACAGAUUAGAGUAAUAAAUGUAGAGACAUAUACAUUGGGUUUAUAUAUAUAUAUAUAUAUAUAUAUAUGUAUGUAUAUAUGUACACACAUAUAUAUGUAUAUGCACA
Molecule: messenger RNA, 2300 nt
Organism: Rhea pennata
Lineage: Eukaryota; Metazoa; Chordata; Aves; Rheiformes; Rheidae
Gene: SLA
Product: Src like adaptor
Exons: 8
Coding region: 77-913 (278 amino acids)
Biological process (GO): signal transduction; regulation of MAPK cascade
Cellular component (GO): nucleoplasm; cytoplasm; plasma membrane
Molecular function (GO): phosphotyrosine residue binding; epidermal growth factor receptor binding
Source: RefSeq, a predicted model, not a curated record